AUGGCCAGAGCAAUUCAUGCAAAACAGCUUAUUCUACAGGAGAAGCUGUGGAGCGUGGAGGAAAAAAUAAGACAAAAAAUCCGGAGGGACGCUGCUGCAGGUGACGUCCAGAAGAGUGAGGAGCAGAGGCACGACAGGGGACGAGCAGAGAGGGGAAAUACUCAGACAAAAAGCAGGCCGUCUGAGCAGCAGAGGAGAGAACCAGUGAGAGGAAGAGAAAUGAUGAUGCAAGAAAGAGGACAGGAGGAUGUAAAACAACUUAGGAAGACGCAAGAUCAGAGGAAUGAGGACAGCAUGAGGAAUACACAUGAAGAAGAAAGGGCAAGGGGGAAAAGAAGGGAAAUAGAAGUUGCACAGUCGCAAAGAAAAGGUCAUAAAGGAACUCAUCGGAUCACAGUUCCUCAGAAAGAAGUGAGUGGAGAGCUAUACAAAUCAAGACCAGAGCUGAGGGAGCUCAGACAGGAAACCAGCACAGACGCCGGCCUCCAGCUCCUUCCCUGCACAGUCUGCAACAGAAAGUUUACAAGCGAGAGAUUAGACAAGCAUGUCCAAAUCUGUACAAAGUUUAAACAAUCACACCGUCCAGUUUUCAACUCCUACGUUAGUAGGACCAAGGGAUCUGCAAUAGAGCAGUUCUGGAAAACCCACAGCAGGAGCAAGAGUCCUGAGGUAGGCCAGUAUCAUCAAGUUUACAUAAAGGUUUUAAAGAAAAAGAACCAAAGACAGAACCACAAUGUAAACACAAGGAAUCUGCACGAGGGUCGACUCCCAGCUGGAACCUCACAACCAAAAUGGUCCAAGUGAGCUGUCCCCACAACGGAUCCAACUCAAAGUCCUU
Sebastes umbrosus (honeycomb rockfish) is the source of this 838-nucleotide messenger RNA. RefSeq names its product zinc finger, C2HC-type containing 1C (gene zc2hc1c). The transcript is spliced from 3 exons. The record is from RefSeq and is a predicted model, not a curated record. NCBI's taxonomy places the organism in Eukaryota, Metazoa, Chordata, Actinopteri, Perciformes, Sebastidae. The coding region runs from base 1 to 804 and encodes 267 amino acids.